Molecule: messenger RNA, 9784 nt
Organism: Stegostoma tigrinum
Lineage: Eukaryota; Metazoa; Chordata; Chondrichthyes; Orectolobiformes; Stegostomatidae
Product: 5-beta-cholestane-3-alpha,7-alpha-diol 12-alpha-hydroxylase
Exons: 1
Coding region: 45-1718 (557 amino acids)
Molecular function (GO): sterol 12-alpha-hydroxylase activity; iron ion binding; heme binding
Source: RefSeq, a predicted model, not a curated record
GCUCUGCGUGCUUUUUGUUUGUGCAAGGGAGUUUGAACUGAUAAAUGCAUCAGUUAAUAUUAAAGCAGAGAAACCCCUCCCAGAGCAGUUGGCUGCCACGAUCAGCGAAUAACAGGGGACUGGCUUGGGCUAGAACACAUUGCUCGUCUACAGCUCAAUCUCAGCAAAGGAGCGCAGACACAGUGACAACCCGGGACAUGGCUGUUCUGCUGCCGGUUCUGCUGUGCCUGGGCGCCCUGCUGCUCGCCCUGCUGUACUGGGUGGGCGCCUUCAGAAGGCGGCGGCCGGGCGAGCCCCCCUUUGACCGGGGCUGGCUGCCUUGGCUGGGGCACGUCCUGUCGUUCAGGCGGGACACGGCGGAGUUCCUGCGGCGGAUGCAGGGCAAGCACGGCGACAUCUUCACGGUGCAGCUGGCCGGCGACUACGUGACCUUCCUGAUGGAGCCGCACUCGUUCGGCGCGGUGGUGAAGGAGUCCCGGGCCAAGCUGGACUUCGAGAAGUUCGCCACAGAGCUGGUGGCGCGGGUGUUCGGCUACCACGCCCGGGAAAACGACCACCAGCUGCUGGAGGCGCUGAGCCACAAGUACCUGAUGGGGGAUGGCCUGGAGGAGCUGACCCAGGCCAUGACGUUGAACCUGCAGAACCUGAUGCUGGAAGGGCUACCCGAGGGAGAGUGGAUGGAGGACGGCCUCUUCCACUUCUGCUACAACAUGGUCUUCCGAGCCGGCUACCUCUCGCUGUUCGGUAACGAGCAGGGCCCCGGCGGUGACAAGGGCGCAGGACGGCUCGUGGACCGCCAGCACUCCGAGACCCUCUUCACCGAGUUCCGGCGCUACGACCGCCUCUUCCCGCGCCUGGCCUACGCCGUGCUGCUCCCGGGGCAGAAGGUGGAGGCCGAGAGGCUCAAGCGGUACUUCUGGGAGACGCUGUCCGUCGACAAGAUGCGGCACCGGGAGAACAUCAGCGGCUGGGUGUCGGAGCGCCAGCGCCAGAUGGAGGAGCAAGGCCUGGAGAAGGGCAUGCGGAACCGCUACAUGUUGCUGCUACUGUGGGCGUCGCAGGGUAACACCGGGCCGUCCGCCUUCUGGCUGCUCCUCCACCUGGCCCGUCACCCCGAAGCCCUGCAGGCCGUGCGGGCCGAGGCCGACAACAUGUUGCGGGAGAGCGGCCAAGAGGCCGGGCCCGGCAAGCCACCCGUCCGCCUGACCAGGCGCAUGCUGCAGCAGUGCCCGGUGCUCGACAGCGCCGUGGAGGAGAGCAUGAGGCUCGCCGCCGCUCCCGUGCUGAUCCGGGCCGUGCUGCAGGACAUGGCGCUCCGGCUGCACGACGGCCGCGAAUACCGCCUGAGGCGGGGAGACCGCCUGGCGCUCUUCCCCCACCUAUCCCUGCAGAUGGACCCGGAGAUCUACCCGGAGCCCACCGAGUUCCGCUACGACCGCUUCCUGCAACCCAGCGGCCUCCGCAAGACCGACUUCUACAAGGGCGGGCGCCGCCUCAAGUACUUCACGAUGCCGUGGGGAGCGGGGGUCAGCAUAUGCCCCGGCCGCUUCUUCGCCGUGAACGAGCUCAAGCAGUUCAUCUUCCUCAUGCUCAUCUACUUCGACUUCGAGCUGCUGCAGCCCGAGGACGCGGUCCCGCCGAUCGACCGCAGCCGCUGGGGCUUCGGCGUCAUGCAGCCCUGCCACGAAGUCCGCUUCAGGUACCGCCAGCGGUCCUAAGGCUUGGCCCGGGCGCCACCCCCCUGCAAAGAACUCAAUAAGAUUUGUAAGGCAUGACCUGCCCCUCACAAAGCCAUGCUGACUGCCUUUAAUCACGCUAUUAAUCAGCUUUAAUCAUGCUUUUCCAAAUAAUCAUAAAUCCUAUCCCUCAGGAACUAUUGCUUUCGACAUAAAAUGCUGUAUGAACAUCCUUGAUACAGGGCUACAGGGAAAAGGCGACAGGGAGUAGAUCCGAAAUAACAACAGGUAGAGCUGGAUGAACACAGCAGGCCAAACAGCAUCAUACGAGCAGGAAGGCUGACAUUUUGGGCCUAGAGAUAAUGGGAACUGCAGAUGCUGGAGAAUCCAAGACAACAAAAUGUGAGGCUGGAUGAACACAGCAGGCCAAGCAGCAUCUCAGGAGCACAAAACCUGACAUUUCGGGCCUCGACCCUUCAUCAGAGAGGACCCUUCUUCAGAAGUGGGUGAGGGGAAGGGGCUUCCGAAAUAAAUGGGGAGAGAGUGGGAAGCGGAUAGAAGAUGGGUAGAGGAAAACAUAGGUGGAGAGGAAGCAGAUCAAAGAGGCGGGGAUGAGGCCAGUAAAGGUGAGUGUAGGUGGGGAGUUAGGGAGCAGAUAGGUCAGUCCAGGGAGGACGGACAGGUCAAGGGGGCCGGAUGAGGUUAGUAGGUGGGAGAUGGGGGUGGGACUUGAGGUGGGAGGAGAGGAUGGGUGGGAGGAAUGAUAGGUUAGGACGAGCUGGGCUGGUUUUGGGAUGCUGUAGAGGGAGGGACAAUUUUAAAGGUGGUGAAGUCCACACUUAUGCCAUUGGGCUGCAGGGUUCACAAACGAAAUAUGAGUUGCUGUUCCUGCAACAUUGGGAAGGCAUUGUUGUGGCACUGCAGGAGCCCCAGAAUGGACAUAUCAUCUGCGGAAUGGGAGGGUGGGUUGAAAUGGUUUGUGACCGGUAGGCGCAGUUGUUUCGUGCGAACUGAGCGGAGGUGUUCUGCAAAGCAAUCGCCAAGCCUCCGCUUGAUUUCCCCGAAGUAGAGGAGGCCACAAGGGGAACAGUGGAUGCAGUAUACCACAUUGGCAGAUGUGGAGGUGAACAUCUGAUUGAUGUGGAAAAUCUUCUUUGGACCUGGGAUGGGGGUGAGGGAGGAAGUGUGGGGGCAGGUGUUGCACUUCCUGCGGUUGUAGGGAAAAAAGCCGGGUGUGGUGGGGCUGGAAGGGAGUGUGGAGCGUACAAGGGAGUCACGGAGAGAGUGGUUCCUCUGGAAAGCAGAUAAGGGUGGGGAGAGAAAAAUGUCUUUAGUGGUGGGGUCGGACUGCAGAGGGUGGAAGUGUCAGAGGAUGAUGCGUUGGAUCAGUAGAUCCAGCUGAGUUUCUCUGUUAUGCCUACCUGCACUCUCUGAGGCACAGAAUGAAAACUGGAUUGAUUAGUCAUGUGGUUAAUUGUGUUUUCAGUUAAUGUGGUGGUUCAGAUUGAGACAAGUCUGCAAUUGUCCUGCAACUCAUCUACUUCCCCAACUUUACCCUGUAGAUCUGCAAGUUCUUCUUAUUCAGCUAUUUAAAUAUGAUAAAAAAGAAAUGUAAGUCGGAUGGCAUUUCUGAUUAAAGAGACAGUAACAUAUUAGUGAGGAAGGAUAUUAGCUUUAGUGAAUUGGAACGUGUUUUGGGUAGACCUUAGAAAUGUCAAGGGGCAAUAAAAUGACAGUGGGAGUAGUGCACAGACUCCCAAACCCUCGUGGUAAUUUUGGGGAAGGUGUUAAAUAGGAAAAUAGAGAUACAAGCUGUAUAGGUACAGCUGUAAUUAUGGGAUGUUUUAAUCUGCAUACACAUUGGCUAAGUCAAAUCGAUCACAAUACCAUGGAGGAGGAAUUUCUAGAUUGUGUGUGAGAUAGCUUUCUGGAUCAAGACACGAGGAACCAACUACAGAUAGGCCAUCCUUGACUAAUGUGGGGAUGGCAAUGUUGUACAAGGGUGGACAAAGUCAGAAGUCACACGACUCCAGGCUAUAGUCCAACAUGCUUAUUUGAGAUCACAAGACUUCAGAGUACACAGACACAGAACUUACAGGCAGAGAGAUCAAAAGAUCAUACAAAUGGUGUGAGUGGAGUGUCAAAUGAUAAUUUUCGGCUGGAGACCAAAAGUACGAGACAGUGUGAGUAAGGUGUCAACAGCUGAAUAACAAGCAAAGGUGUGACCUGUAAUUUGAUUAAAAGAGGCAGAAAGAUAAUUUUUAAAAAUUAAUAAUAAGGUGUGCUGGACACAAAAGUAAUAAGUGAUCCAAAACUGUACAAACUAAUUAAUGUAGAGGGAUCAUAAUAAUUUAUCAAGGUGCUAUGUAGAAACAGGAUAGCAAGGAAGGUUUUACAGAUACAGAACAGUGUGGUAGGGUCAUAUAUAGUGCAAUAUGAACGCAAGGUGUGCAAAAUGAUCAGCGGUAUAGACAGAGUGGACAGCCAGAGACUUUUUCCUGGGGUGGAAAGCUAUUACGAGGGGGCAUAGUUUUAAAGUGAGUGGAGGUAGAUAUAGGGGAGAUGUUAGAGGUAGGUUCUUUACUCAGAGAGUGGACAGGAUGUGGAAUGCAUUGCCGGAGAGGGUGGUGGAGUUGGCCUCAUUAGGGGCAUUUAAGCGGCUAUUAGAUAGGCAGAUGGAUGAUAGUAUAAGGUAGGGGUGGAGGUUAGAACAUAAGAACUAGGAGCAGGAGUAGGCCAUUCGGCCCUUGGAGCCUGCUCCGUAACUCAAUAAGAUCGUGGCUGACCUUUUCGUGGACGCAGAUCCACUUACCCGCAUUCUCACCAUAUCCCUUAUUUCCUUUAUUGUUCAAAAAAAUAUCUACCUCAGCUUUUAAAACGUUUACUGAAGUAGCGCCAACUACUUCACUGGGCAAGGAAUUCCAUAGAUUAACAACCCUCUGGGUGAAGAAGUUCCUUCUCAAUUCAGCCCUAAAUCAGCUCCCUCUAAUCUUGAGGCUGUGCCCUCUUGUCCGAGCUUCACCUGCCAGUGGGAACAUCCUCUCUAUUUCUAUCUUAUCUGUUGCCUUCAUAAUCUUAUAUGUUUCAAUGAGAACCCCCCUCAAUCUUCUGAAUUCCAAUGAAUAUAAUCCCAAUCUACUCAGUCUCUCCUCAUAAGCCAACCCCCUCAAGUCCGGAAUCAACCUAGCGAACCCCCUCUACACCCCCUCCAAUGCUAGUAUAUCCCUUCUCAAGUAAGGAGACAAAAGCUGCACACAGUACUCCAGGUGUGGCCUCACCAGCACCUUGUACAGCUGCAAGAUAACCUCUCUGUUUUUAAACUCAAUCCCUUUCGCAAUGAAGAACAAAAUUCCAUUUGCCUUCCUAAUUAUUUGUUGUACCUACAGACCAACCUUCUGUGAUUCAUGGACAAGGACACCCAGGUCCCUCUGCAUAGCAGCAUGCUGCAACUUUUUACCAUUGAAGUAAUAAUCCUUUUUGCUAUUCCUCCUACCAAAAUGUAUGACUUCACAUUUAUUUGCAUUAUGUUCCAUCUGCCAGACCUUUGCCCACUCACUCAAUGUAUCUACAUUCCUCUGCAAUGUUUCACAGUCCUCUGCACACUUUGCUCUGCCACUCAUCUUAGUGUCACCUGCAAACUUUGAUACCCUACACGUGGUCCCCAACUCCAAAUCAUCUAUAUAAAUUGUAAAUAAUUGCAGUCCCAACACUGAUCCUUGAGGCACACCACUAGUCACUGAUUGCCAGCCAGAAUAGCACUCAUUUAUCCCCACUCUUUGCUUCCUGUUAGUCGACCAAUCCUCUAUCCAUGCUAAUACUUUACCCCUAACGCCAUGUAUCCUUAUCUUGUGCAGCAGCCUCUAGUGCAGCACCUUGUUGAAGGCCUUUUAGAAAUCUAGAUACACCACAUCCACUGGGUCCCCAUUGUCCACUGGCUCGUAAUGUCUACAUAGAAUUCCAAAAUAGUUGUGAUGCAUGACCUGCCCUUCAUGAGCCCAAGCUGCAUCUGCCGAAUGGGACAAUUUCUUUCGAGAUGCCUUGCUAUUUCUUCCUUGAUAAUACACUCAAGCAACUUCCCCACUGCAGAGGUUAAGCUAAUCACUCUAUCAUUCCCCAUCUUUUGUCGACCUCCCUUUUUAAACAGUGGUGUCACAUUGCUGUUUUCCAAUCUGCUGGGACUGCCCCAGAGUCUGGCGCGUUUUAGAAAAUUACCGCCAGUUCACCUGUUAUUUCUCCGACCAUUUCUUUUAGAACCCUGGGAUGCAUUCCAUCAGGGCCAGGAGACUUAUCAAUCCUUAACUCAGUUAGCUUGCCCAACAUUACCUCUUCAGUAAUAAUGAUUGUUUCCAGGUCCUCACCUACCUUUGUCUCUUUGUCAAUUACUGACAUGUUAUUCAUGUCCUCGACUGUGAAGACUGAUACAAAAUACCUGUUCAAAGCCUUGGCCAUUUCAUCAUAUCCCAGAACUAAAUUCCCCUUCUCAUCCUCUAAAGGGCCAACGUUUCCUUUAGCCACUCUUUUUCGUUCUAUAUAUUUAUGAAAGUUUUGCUAUCUGUCUUUAUAUUCUGUGCUAGUUUUUUCUCAUGUGCUAUCUUGCUUUUAUUUAUAGCUCUUUUUGUGGCUUUCUGUUGACCUUUAAGGUUUUCCCAAUCUUCUAGUUUCAUGCUGUUUUGGCCACUUUGUAUGCCUUCUCUUUCAAUUUGAUAGAAAUUAGAUAGACCUUAGAUUUAGGGGAAAAGUUCAGCACAAGAUUGAGGGCUGAAGGGCCUGUACUAUACUGUACUGUUCUAUGUUCUAUGUUCUCAGAUCAUGGCUGAGGCUGUAUUCAUGGGUAUGGGACUUGGCUAUCAAGUUUCUGCUCGUUGUUGUGUGUUGUGUUUCUCAAAGUCCACCUUGGUGGACGCUUACCCAAAGAUCACAGGCUGAAUGUUCUUGACUGCUGAAGUGCUCCCUGACUGGAAAGGAACAUUCCUGUCUGGCAAUUGUUGCUCGGUGUCCAUUCAUCCGUUGUCAUAGCAUUUGCAUGGUCUCACCAAUAUGCCAUGUUUCAUGGCAUCCUUGCCUGCAGAGUACGAGAUAGACAGCAUUGACCAAGACACAUGAGUAUUGCUCUGUGUGUGGUGGCUGGUGUUCCAUUUGUGAGGGUAGUAUCCAUGUCGAUGAUCUGACACUUCUUGCAGAGGUUGCCAGGAUUGUGUGGUGUUGGGAAUGAUGUUGUCUCAAACGAUGGUUUGUUUGCUCCGAACGAUGGUUUGUUUAAGGUUUGGAGGCAUGGGGAAGAUCUUGGCAAGAUGCUCAUCAUCAUUGCUGGCGUGUUGAAGGCAGUGAAGAACAUGGCAUAAUGUCUCCUCUCCACGAUAUCUGUCUUCCGAGGAUCUCACUGCAGUUUUUCGCUGAGGCACAUGGGAACUGGCGAUCGAUGAGUUGAGCAUCGUAUCCUGUUGUUAUGAGGCCAUCUUUCCAAACCUUCAGGUGUUCAUAUGCUUCUCAUCUAAGAGGAUCCUGUGUACGCGCAGGGCUUGUCCGUGGAGGAUGAUCUCUAUAAUAUGUUUAGGGUGGAAGCUAGAGAAGAGCACCAUCGUGAGUGUUUCUGUGGUCUUGGGUUAGAGUGAGGUACUGAGGUGUCUGUCCUUGAUGGAGACUGGGUAUUGUUUAAUCAGAAAUUAUUAAUUGACAAUUAGUUGUGCAAAACGUCUUGAGCAAGAGUGACCAUUCAAAUAUUUAAAGAGCGCAUGGAGGAACUGCAACAAUUCAUUACUGUCUGGCACAAAUAGGAAACAUGGCUUGACUGCGGCUAACAAGUGAAAUUAAGGAUAGUAUUAGAUUCAAGAAUGGGCAUACAAAACGGCCAAAGAAAACAACAGACUUUAGGGUUGGGAGCAAUUUAGAUUUCAGCCAAGGGGGCCAAAGGAAUUGAUUAACAGGAGGGAAAAUUGAGUAUGACAGUAAGCUUACAGUGAACAUACAAACUGAUUUUUAAAUUACCAAUAGGUACGUAAAGAGAAAAAGAUUAUUUAAAAGAAAUGUAGCCUCUUACAUUCAGAAACAGGGGAUGGUAUAAUAAGAACAUAAAAACUAGGAGAUAACAAAGUGUGGAGCUGGAUGAACACAGCAGGCCAAGCAGCAUCUUCGGAGCUCCAUGUGUUCAUCCAGCUCCACACUUUUUUAUGUUGGAUUCUCCAGCAUCAGCAGUUUCCAGGUAGAACUAUCGAAUCCCUACAGGGUACAAGUAGGCCAUUCAGCCCAUCGUGUCCGCACCGACCCUCUAACGAGGUUCCCACCCAUACUCACAUCCCCUAUCCCUGUAAUCUUGCAUUCCCCAUGGCUAACCCACUUAGCCUGCAUAUUCCUAGACAAAAUGGGCAGUUUAGCUUGGCCAAUCCAACUAACCUGCUCACCUUUGGACUAUGAGAGGAAACCCGAGCACGCAGAGGAAACCCACGCAGACAUAGGGAGGAGGUGCAAACACCACGCAGACAGUCACCUGAGGCUGGAGAUGAUCUUGGGACCCUGGAACUGCAGUAGUGCAAAUCACUGAGCCACCAUGCCAUCCUAUGACAUCUGUCAGGUCAUUCCAAGUUCUUGCACUGGAACUGAGAGGAUGAGAUGUUCACUCUGGGUGACAGAAGUUUAAGCUUCUCUGGCAAUUCCCACAUAAUCAAUUCCUGAAGACUUCCACAGAUCCCUGCAACCUUGGGGGUACAUCUUUUCUCUGACUAUACAGAAACUGGGAAAUCUAGAGUAUUAUAAUAACUGACGGUUGCAUGUGGUGACGCAGUAGUACUGUCUAUAAUGUUCCCUGCCAAUGGAGUACUUGUGAAAUUUGGUCACUAUUUAACGUAGACAAAGAGCUGAAUAUACAGAAAAAAAAUUGUUCGUAGUUCAAAUCAGCUCCAGGGAUUUACCAGAAAUAGUAAAUUUUCUCAUCCUCCUUUUCCUUAAAGAAGCAAUAGCAUCCUCAUAUAUUCUAGCCUGAGGGUAGCACCCAAAUUUAUACAUGACUCUAGAUCUAUAGGAACAUUGUAAAACCCACAGACUCACCACAUGAUUCCUAAGUCUAGCAGAGCAGAACUCUGCACUAGGGUCAGCGCAACAAUUUUUAAAUUUUUUAGGAUGGUAUGAGCCACUUGAAUUCUGUCACUGUCAAAGAGUUGAAAAUACAGUUUCACAAUGGCAGAGAAGAUGAGGAACUGUUGACAGUCACAGACCAUGGGGGAAGCCACUUAAUUCAGAUGCAAACAGUGGUAAAUUAUCCUAUCUUUGAUCUUCUGAGCAUAUCUGUGGUCCUAGGCACAGUUAACCACAUUAUUAUUCUCCAAUGUCUUUCCCCUGUUGUCCAGCUGGGUGGGCCUACAGCCAACUGAGUUGCUGUUCCUGCAACCUUCGGGUGGCAUCAUUGUGACACUGCAGGAGGCCCAUGAUGGACAGCAACUCAUAUUCUGCUUGGGAACCCUGCAGCCCAAUGGUAUCAAUGUCGACUUCACCAGCUUCAAAAUCUCCCCUUCCCCCACCGCAUCCCAAAACCAGCCCAGUUCAUCCCCUCCCCCCACUGCACCACACAACCAGCCCAGCUCUUCCCCUCCACCCACUGCAUCCCAAAACUAGUCCAACCUGUCUCUGCUCCCAUAACCUGUUCUUCCUCUCACCCAUCCCUUCCUCCCACCACAAGCCGCACCUCCAUCCUCUACCUACUAACCUCAUCCCACCUCCUUGACCUGUCCGUCUUCCCUGGACUGACCUAUCCCCUCCCUACCUCCCCACCUAUACUCUCCUCUCCACCUAUCUUCUUUUCUCUCCAUCUUCGGUCCGCCUCCCCCUCUCUUCCUAUUUAUUCCAGAACCCUCACCCCAACCCCCUCUCUGAUGAAGGGUCUAGGCCCGAAACGUCAGCUUUUGUGCUCCUGAGAUGCUGCUGGGCCUGCUGUGUUCAUCCAGCCUCACGUUUUAUUAUCUUGGAUUCUCCAGCAUCUGCAGUUCCCAUUGUCACUCAUAAGAAACAUAACUCUGUUGUAUCAAAUGCCCUGUUUCUGUGGUAUAACAACGUUCUGAUUUUUUUUAUGCUGUAGGAUUUAUACAUUGCAAAUAAUAAAUGAAAUCAAUUACCAAAUA